UAAUUCGGCUGACUCCUCCCAGCGUUGCCAUUUAUCGUAUUAAUAAUCACACCACUUGAGCUUCUCCUUAAAAGUGGGAGGGCUGCUCGAGAGCGCCUAAAAACGCUAGGAGCUGUCUCCGUUACGCGAGGUGCUGAAAGUGCCACUCGCCGCAUCAUGUGGUCGGUCUUCUUUGUCUUUCUGUCUUAUCUGGACAGAAACUUCGUCAAGGGCGACUUCCUGAGCCGCGCUUUGGACGCAGAGAAGGAGAGCAAAGAAAUGUUCUCCAUGCUCAAUGGCACCUUUUGCGCAAAAAUGUCAACCGUCAGGGAGAAUUUCCUCUACCAGGUGUCAGACGGAGCCGAGGCGGUGCGCUCCGUUGUCAGUCCCGCCGGGAAGCUUGUGACCUGCUCUGUCGUUGUGAACCAGAUGCUGGUGAAAUCGUUCAUGCACGAGUGCAGGUUGGGACUGACAAGGCAGAGAGCCGGGCGGCAACUGGAGACGCGUUUUGCACGCAUGGAUGAAGCUAAACUGAUGUGCCGGGAUUUUAAAGAACGGUCGGAACGCAGAGGCAGGGUGAAGCGUCGCAGCGAUGACCCCGCGAUGAAAGAAAAGGUUUUAAAAAGAUCCAAGAGAGGCUUUACUUAUCCUGGGACCCUGUGGUGUGGAGCUGGAAACAUGGCUGAUCAUUAUGACCAGCUCGGAGAGUUUGCACAGACCGACAGCUGCUGCCGUAUUCAUGACCACUGCCCUCAUGUCAUCCACGCCUUCUCCUCAAAGUAUGGCCACACUAAUUUCAAGUGGCACUCCAUCUGCCAUUGUGACUGUGAUACUGCGUUGAAAGAUUGUCUGAGGAAAGUCAAUGACACAUCUUCCAGGGUAGUUGGUCAGGCUUUCUUCAAUGUCAUCGGUGUGCCUUGCUUUGAGUUUGCCUAUGAAGAACAAUGUGCAGAGCGGCACUGGUAUGGCAUGUGUAAACGAUAUGAGAAGCUGCCCGUUGCUGUGCUGAAAGAGGCGGUCCCGUAUGACUUUGGCGGUAUUGAUGUCAUUGAUGAGCUGACAGUGGCUCCUCCCAAGAAGGAGUCCAAGAAAAGCGAGGAAGAAAAAACAGAGAGUACAGCACAGUCUCCAAUGUCAGGCCCUGAAGAGCCUUCCCUCAGAAACGUUGUCACUGCUGCUGAGGACUUCAUCAAGGUCCUUGCUACUGUCUCCACCUCUCAAAGCUCCACCACCGACUCUGAUAAAGGGGAGUCGCAAAGCUCAGAGAAGAAGAAGAGGAAGAACACAGGGAAGAAGAAGAAAACCACCAAAAAGCAGAAAGGAAAAGGAAAGGGAAAGGGGAGGAAGAGAAAGCAGAAAGCAGAGGCUGUUAAAAUAGAGGAAGGAGCAGUUGUUUCAACAUCUGGCUGCAAAGCAGAAGAAGCCAUUGCUUUAAGUAACUUCAUCUGUGAGGCACGCACACAUGACCAGUCAAGUAGAAACGCAAACAGAGUCAGUGACAGUGAACAUGUGCUCCGGGUAAAAGAAGAGUCCUCCAAUGAAGUCAUGAAAGAUGAACCAGCGAUGGAUAAGGAGACUGUUUCCAUUACAUCAUCUACGAUAAUCCAGAAGAUACCGGCAGAGUCGGACAGAGAUAAGAUGACCACAGAAGAAAUCACCCUUUCUACGCCAUCAACAGUGGCAACUGUUCCACAGAAAGCAAACACCAGAAGGCUAAGAAAAGGGAGAAAGAAGAGCAAGAAAAUUCCUCUUCCUUCUUCUGAAGGACUUUUAAUGAGUACAACAGACAACUUAAGUGCCAUUUCUGUCCCCACCAUCAUUACCACAACCCCAGUGGCAAAGCCAGAGCAACAAAGCUUUGGGAGCAACACUGAAAAGCGACCUGUCUUCAUCUCUGCCAGGACCCCCAUUGUAAUCACCAAAGUCAAAAGGAACAGGUCAAAGGAGAGAGGAGACAGAAAGGAGAGGAAAAAAAGGAGGAAAGUCAGCUCAGAUUCUCCCAUUGUGACUGCUGCCCAUGAAAAUUCCUCAGUGGACAAUCUGAAAGUGAUCCCUCUCACUGGGGCUCCCACCGUACCAUCGGUGCCCACCACACAGCAGCAGGUUUCACACAGGCUGGACAUUUAUGGAGGGAAGAUGGCCGUCCAAGUUAAGGCUCAAAACUCCUCCUUUAGCGUUUUGAAAAGGCAAAAGUCAAAAGAGAGAGGACUGAGAAGCAGGAGGAGGAAGACAGUCUCGCCUCUUUCAAACGAAAAUCCUCUUUUUCAUUACAGCUCUGAAAAUGUGCUUCCUGUUCUUCCAACUCCAGAGACGAUUGAUGCUUUAAGCAGCCCUGCAUCCACGGCUGCAAUUAGCAGGCCUACAGAAGAAACAGAUACCCACAGUGAAUGGAGGCUUUUGACCACUAUCACAGCAGCCCCUUCUAUCAUUACGAAACAAUACAGGCAGACAAUCAGAAAACCAAGAAAGGAAGCCUUGCCUGCGGCUCUCAGUGUUGGAGUUUCUAUCCCUAAGACCAAACAAUCACCAAUGACAUUUAUAACCACGCCAUCCAUAGUUGCCUCUACUGAAGAGCUCAAUCUACAGAGGUCUGAGAAGCCCCGCAUGACCACCUCAGCAAUUGUCACCAUGAGUCCAAUUCAGUUAUCUAUUGAGAGAGCAAAAGCACAAUACACCAGGAAGAAGAGAAGGAAAGCAGCACUGUCUAUUAGACAUAAGUGAGUCAUGUGGUGCAAGCAUGGCAGGAUUGGCUAAAGCUGAUGAUACACGGUGCAAUUUGAGCAGUGUUGCUGGGCAAUGUUGCUGGUGGCAAGUCCGACUAUGUUUUGAACAGAUAGCGGCAGGGCGGGUGGCGGAGCGGGGGGGAAGGGGAUUACAGUAGUAAUCUUUACUCAUUACCACUGACGCUAACAUUGCCCAGCACCAUUGCUCUAAAAGUUGCUCUGUGUAUCAUCAGCUAAGAACUUUAGCAACUUAGCUGGCUAGGCUAGCUCCUGUCAAUCAGAUACACUUGCUACACAAUGUGUUAAAUGCUAUCAAAAGCAUUUACAGUAUAAUCUUUUCUGGUUCAGCAUUUAAAUCAGAUUGACAAAAAUCAUAUUUGAUUGUAAUGUGAGAAUCGUGUUUUGUAAUACUCUAUUGCAUGCAUAUUAAAAUUUCUGAAUGAUUAUGAAAGUUUCUGACAGUGCCUAUGUUUCUAUCUAGUUAUGAAAUAAAUAUAUUUUUUAAAAUAAUUUGACAUUGGGAAUUAAGAUUUUUUUUUCUUGCUGAGAGUUAGAUGAGAAGAUUGGUACAACUCCUGUCUCAGUACGCUAAAUAUGAAGCUACUGCCAACUUUUGCAUGUUGGUUUAACACUUUAACACAUUUAAAUUAAAGAAAUUAUAUCUGACAUGUUAAUUACUUUAGAGAUGCUGGUAGGUGGCUUUUGCUACUUUUGGACAGAGCCAGGCCAGCUGUUUCCCCCUGUUUCUAGUUUUUAAGCUUUAUAUUUACCUUCAGACAUGAGUGGUAAAAAUAUUUUAAUCUAAGUCGAAAGAAGAAAGUGAAUUUGUGCACAAUAUCAAACAUUCCUUUAAACUUUGUAGAUAAUCUGAAAACCCAAAAAUUCUGCUAAAUAUGAUAAUAUAAUAAGCAGAGAGAAAGCUAGCUAGUUGUAGAUAGACAAAACUCUAAAGGAUCUUUUAAAAAUAAUUUUGUGCGUACAUUUCCGUGUUAUCUCAGCUGGAAAUAUUUAAUCAACAGGAGAAAAUUGAAAAAUCUAAAGCUCAGAGGCUUAACACUGACCUGCUCAACCUGAUAUUAAUCUUAAGUGAACUGUUCUUUCCAUACAGUGUGCACAGAAACCACGCCAAGAAUAUUCUGCAAGUUUAGGCACAUACUGUGUCCUUUUGUUCUGAGGGACUGGGGACAUCGGCCUUAUAGUUGCCACGCCCCUUAACACAAGGUCACAUUCUCCACACAGAUUAGGUGCUCACUUUACGCAUUACUUUCACCUCUUCACCUCUCAUGAGGGUUGAAAUAUCCAAUGCGGAGGCUGAAAUCCUCCAGGUCAGCUGAUUCUCAUAUGCUUGCAUACUAGGAAUUCAUCUGGAUGAGUCUGAAAGGGUGUCCAAAUAAGAUCUGAAUCACAUCUGACACAUUUAAAAUCGUACAGCAUCAGAUUAUCUUGUGUAAAUCUUGCAAACCGUGGAAAUUAUGUAACAAUGCUGACUUUCAUGCUACAGCUCAGCAUUUUUGGAAGACACCCAAGCAUUCAAAGGAGCUUGGCAUUCAGACACAAGCAUAAGCUGAAAUGGCAGAGCGACUAACACAGUUGGAUCUGUGAUAAGACCAUUUCUCACAUCGAGGGAAGAAAGAGUGGCUGGAAUUUUCCAUUUCAUGUGCAAGUUUGUGACCUCUGGGAAUAUCUUUUGGGUUCAUGUUCAUGCUUUCAUGUAUGUUUAAGUUUAUAAGCACAACAUCUGCAAAUGGAUUUAAACUCUAGGUUGGGAUUUUAAAACUCAUAUAAUUGCAGAAAUACACAGAAUGCUCACACAACUUUCAUUUACAUAAGAAAUUAAACACAGAAAACUUUAGUGUCUGUCCAAAUGAGAAUUAUAAGGGGAUAAAGAAUGAUUAACACAGAGGUCAACACACACACAUAGACAUACAGUAUUCUCUCUCUCUCUCUCUCUCACACACACACACACACACACACACACACACACACACACACACAAAGGCUAAUAGUUGUGGAAAACUUCUGAAUGUCUACAGCAUUUUUAUGUCCAUAUGAUGUUUCAUUAAAUGUAUAAUUGUAAAAAUUAAAGAAAGUUUAA
Messenger RNA from Micropterus salmoides (largemouth bass), 4797 nucleotides. RefSeq names its product protein interacting with cyclin A1 (gene proca1). Bases 157 to 2700 code for a protein of 847 amino acids. The record is from RefSeq and is a predicted model, not a curated record. NCBI's taxonomy places the organism in Eukaryota, Metazoa, Chordata, Actinopteri, Centrarchiformes, Centrarchidae. Gene Ontology annotation, biological process: phospholipid metabolic process; arachidonate secretion. The transcript is spliced from 4 exons. Gene Ontology annotation, molecular function: A2-type glycerophospholipase activity.